This is a messenger RNA of Phyllostomus hastatus (greater spear-nosed bat), 1365 nucleotides long. RefSeq names its product chromosome unknown C10orf82 homolog (gene SPMIP5). NCBI's taxonomy places the organism in Eukaryota, Metazoa, Chordata, Mammalia, Chiroptera, Phyllostomidae. The transcript has 6 exons. Bases 490 to 1188 code for a protein of 232 amino acids. The record is from RefSeq and is a predicted model, not a curated record.
UUGGCGCCCGUAAGGUGAGGAUGGUUCGAAAGGACUAUAGCCCCAGUCCCUUGGCAUCCCUUCAUUUAAGGAGCAUUGCCCCUUACUGCCCUGGUACCUGCCUGCCUGGCCUGCUGGAAAUCCGUCUUUCCUAAUAGCUGCAAGGCAGGGGGCUGGGGGAGGAGCCCACAGGGAGCACCUGUACCCGAAAGCCGCCAAGGACAGGGGCCUCCUCGCCCAGGCUGCUCCCUGCACCGGCUAGUCGCUCCCAGCUCCCAGGGCGCUGAGUUUGGGCUGCGACUGGGCACGGGGGAGGGGGCUCUGUUCCUGCCGACCCUCUUCCACCGGGACCACGGGGCCGCAACCCUGGCCUCCCCCGUGUUCACAUCACUAAAAGGCCGUUUGACCUAGAUCCCUCGGCGCGCCCUACCCCCAAUUCCAGAACCCAGAGGGGCCCGGCUGGGGAAGACUGAGAACGGAGAUCGGCUUGGGAGACCGGAGAGCAAAAUCAUGGAGCCUUCCAAGCCCUUCAUGAGACAGCCGCCGAUCACACCAGGCUACAGUGGCUUCAUCCCGUACCUGAGCUGCGAGGGCACGGCUGCCGAGGACCACGGGGCCCGGUGCGUGCUGGCCUUCCAGGAGAAGACGCAGCGCUACAAAGACCAGCUGGAGGAGUUGCGCUGCUCCGUGGCCACUGCCCCAAGGCUGCAGCCUGUCUGCUCCGAAGAGACGGUCCUGCGGGCGCUGCACGAGUACGAACGGCAGCACCACCCCCUCAAUCUGGAAUGCAAAGUGAUGAAGAAACCUCUCGAGGAGCCCCCGAUGCCUGGCUGGUCCGGCUUCCUGCCAAGAGCCAGGGUCACCGAGUUAGGCUGCGCCACGCGGUACACCGUCAUGGCCAGAAACUGCUACAGGGACUUCCUGGACAUCCUGGAGCAAGCCAAGAGAGCGCGCCUGAAACCGUACGAGGAAAUAUAUGGAGUUAGGUCCACGCAGCCUCCUCCUGCUGCUCCUUCAAGAGAUUUGCACUGUGAAGAGUUGCUGCCAAAAUAUCCGGACUUUUCUGUUCCAGAUGGAAGCUGUCCCAUCCUUACAAAUCCCCUGAGAGACGACCCCAGACCUCCGGCGUCGUCUGGCAGUGUUCAGAUGCCAUGCAGCGGGGAGGUUUAUCUGGAGCCCUUGUCCUCCGCCAAGGAUGCAGAAGGCUAAUGCGGAGAGCCUCCUAAGGAGCUGACCUGUAGGGGGCGCUCCAAAGCUCGCCAUUCUCAGGAGAGCAUCAGCCCAUCACCACCCACACCCCAAGAGGCACUAGGGACAUUUCCUAACUUAAGAAUUUUUUUUUCCACGGACACCAGCACCCUAGCUGGUUAGCAAUAGCAUGCCAUG